Aspergillus caelatus is the source of this 732-nucleotide messenger RNA. Its product is annotated as putative short-chain dehydrogenase. Gene Ontology annotation, molecular function: oxidoreductase activity, acting on the CH-OH group of donors, NAD or NADP as acceptor. The coding region runs from base 1 to 732 and encodes 243 amino acids. The transcript has 8 exons. The record is from RefSeq and is a predicted model, not a curated record. Lineage: Eukaryota; Fungi; Ascomycota; Eurotiomycetes; Eurotiales; Aspergillaceae.
AUGGACACCAAAACCUGGCUCAUCGUGGGGGCAUCUCGCGGAAUUGGCCUUGAAUUUGUGCGUCUAAUUCUAGCGAGCGGCCAUCGGGUUGUCGCCACUGCUCGCGGCUCUGGGAGUGCUUUAGACGCCAUUGCCCGAGAUGCGCCUGAUCGAGUGACCCUCUUAACAUGCGACGUGUCUAGCAGUCAGGGCAUUACUAGCUUCAUCGACCAAUUCGUCCAGUCUGGUGUGAAGAAGAUUCACUAUGCGGUGAUCAAUGCUGGCAUUCUGGAAUAUCCGAAUAGGGCUUUGGAUAUGACCUUCGACCAUUUUGCUCAGCACCUCCUGACUAAUGCUGUGGGGCCGAUUAUCGUCGCUCAGAAGCUUCUGAAGCUUUCUGAUGUCUCCAUAGACACGAUUGCAUUUAUGUCUAGUGACUCCGGCUCCACACAGCGUUUUCUCGCCUUUGAAGAUGGAUUUGCAGCAUAUGCUGCGUCGAAAGCCGCUCUUAAUCAAGCUUUACGUCACCUGGCCGAAGAAUUGAGGCGCAAGCAACGACAUACGGUCAUUCUGGCCUUGCAUCCUGGCGAAGUCGCGACAGAUAUGGGCAUGAUUGAAACCAGCUGGGACCUUGACGGCGGGCAGAUAUCUCCGGAAGAAUCAGUGAUUAGAAUGAUGGACGUGAUCCGGAGCAAAGGUAUUGACCAAAGCGGGACUUUUUGGACUUGGGAGAACAAGGAAUAUCCCUGGUGA